Messenger RNA from Alnus glutinosa, 885 nucleotides. RefSeq lists its product as uncharacterized. NCBI's taxonomy places the organism in Eukaryota, Viridiplantae, Streptophyta, Magnoliopsida, Fagales, Betulaceae. The coding region runs from base 102 to 674 and encodes 190 amino acids. The record is from RefSeq and is a predicted model, not a curated record. The transcript is spliced from 4 exons.
CUUUCCCAAACAAGGCCAAAGAAAAAAUAAAACCUCACAGAGACCAUCUUGGUCAGAAGAAGGGUUUAGGGCAGCAUACGGAGUGAGAGAUAAGCAGGGAAAUGUUAGGGAGGAGACUAAUUUCCUUGUUCAAAAGCUCCCCAACGUCACAGCUUUCCAGCUCUGCAAAGUCUGACUAUGAAGGGAAGGGCAAGUGGUUCGGUCGAAAGGCAGUGACUUUUGUUUUGUUUACUGUAACGGGUGGCGUUGCUUUGAGUGCUCUUGAUGACCUUUUUAUAUAUCAUAGCUGUAGCAGCAAGGCCUUGGAGAAAGCCAUUAAGAACCAGGCAGUCAUAGAUGCCAUUGGGGAACCUAUUGUAAAGGGUCCAUGGUACAAUGCAUCACUUGCUGUAGCUCAUAAAAGACAUUCUGUGUCUUGCACAUUUCCCGUGUCUGGACCACAAGGCUCGGGAGUCCUCCAGGUGAAGGCAGUUCGUGAUGGAGACGACUCCUGGUUUUCAUUUCUCAGGCCUCGUGAUUGGGACAUCCUAAUCAUGGAUGCUCUCCUCCAUGUUCCUACCAAUGAUGAGAAGCAUCAAACAUUGAGAGUUACUCUUUCUGACUUCCCUCCUGCAGCUUGUACGCCGUACACCGACUGCAAACCUCAAGAAUCAGAGGAUCCAGAGCAGAAAUGAAAGUCAUAUUCUGCUGAUUAUUGUAACGUGUUUUUUUCCAUUUGAAUUCUGUACUCACAUGAGUUUCCUCCACUCCGAGAUUGGUAAACCGAACUGAGUGGCUUUUCAUUCUUGAUAUGUUUAUGGAAUAAGUUUUGUGAAAUUUUUGUUAUAUGUUGGCAUGUAAUGCAACAAAAUGAAAUGAAAGAUCCAAUUUUUUCUUAUUGUUUUA